Messenger RNA from Cuscuta epithymum, 565 nucleotides. NCBI's taxonomy places the organism in Eukaryota, Viridiplantae, Streptophyta, Magnoliopsida, Solanales, Convolvulaceae. The record is from the annotation of a GenBank genome assembly.
ACUAGCUCCUAUUUUUAUCAUUAGUUUUAUAUGAAAUUUAUCAUGGUAUCAGAGCCAAAACCUGGAUAUUUCAAUACUUACUUUUGAGAUUUCAUUUUUUCCCUUUCCUCUCAUAUCAACGUGAUGACAAUAUCACCUCACACUCGUACCUGGAUAAUUGAUUCUGGAGCAAGUGAGCAUAUUACAUGUGAUAGUGUAAAUCUUUUCAAUAUUUCUACUCGUUCAUCCGAACCAGGAGUAAGAAUUCCUAAUGGGGAAUUAGUUCCAGUCACUGCCGUUGGUAGCUUGUACCUGUCUAAUGGGUUUUAUCUUCGUCGUGUUCUUUAUGUUACGCAGUUCCAAUGCAACUUGCUCUCCGCCAGUCGCCUCACAAAAUUACCUAGGGGUGAAAGGGUGGCAAUGGGAGCCACUCUUGAUUCUGAUUUAUGGCACCGAAGGCUGGGACAUGCCUCAAAUGAAAAAUUACAACACAUUUCAUUUCUCAAAGGUUUGCAACAGUGCAAUAGCUUUUGUGAUCCUUGCUUACGAGCUAAACAAAGUCGGCUACCAUUCCCCAAAAGUACAA